AUGAGUGACCUUGACAAAGCCAUCGCCCAAUUGCGGGCGUGCCGUCCAAUUCCAGAGUCCCAAGUUCGCGAACUUUGCCAUAAAGCGCGGGAGCUCCUGAUUGAGGAAGGAAAUGUGGUGACUGUUACAGCGCCGGUAACGAUAUGCGGCGACAUUCACGGACAGUUCCACGACCUCAUGGAGCUCUUCAGAGUGGGAGGUGAUCCGCCAGACACCAACUACCUGUUCAUGGGCGACUUUGUAGAUCGCGGUUUCUACUCUCUCGAAUCAUUCCUACUUCUCCUCUGCCUCAAAGUCCGCUAUCCCGACCGAAUGACUCUGAUCCGUGGCAAUCACGAGUCCCGCCAGAUAACGACAGUCUAUGGCUUUUACGAUGAAUGUCUACGAAAGUAUGGAAGCGCCAAUGUGUGGCGGUACUGCUGCGACGUCUUCGACUAUCUUGCCCUGGGCGCUAUCGUUCUUGGCGCAUCCAAUACUCUUUCUCCGCCAAACGAUGCUGUUUCGCGAGAUGUUUACGUCGAAGAAGACAUCGAAAUUGAAGUUUGUAAUGCAGACGGGGAUGUCAUGAGUCAAUUCCGCCGACAGCCUAAUGAUCGCAAGAGUCCGAAUGGAACAGCGGCAAAGACAGGCCCGCCAGGCUCAGGCGCAUCGGGGUCCAGUGGGGGAAGUACAGGCAAUUCAACAGGCGCAGUACUGUGCGUACAUGGUGGUCUCUCGCCACUCAUCGACACAGUCGAUAAGAUCCGCCUGUUGGACCGGAAACAAGAAGUCCCACACGAAGGCGCCAUGUGCGACCUACUCUGGUCCGACCCCGACGAAAUCGAUGGCUGGGGCUUGUCCCCACGCGGCGCAGGCUUUCUGUUUGGUCCUGAUAUUGUUAAGGUCUUCAAUCACAGGAACGACCUGUCGCUGAUCGCGCGCGCCCAUCAGCUCGUCAUGGAGGGAUUCAAGGAGAUGUUCGAAGCAAGCAUAGUGACGGUGUGGUCAGCACCCAAUUACUGCUACCGAUGCGGAAAUGUGGCUGCCGUCCUGGAGCUAUCCGAAGAUAAUGGAGAACAGAUUCUGGCACGCAGCAACGGCGAAUUCGGGCGAAGCGACGGAGGUGUUGCACGGGGUGUCAUGAUGGAAGGCGAGAAUGGACUUAAGAACGGCCCGGCCAGACGAUACCGCGUGUUCCAGGCUGCGCCACAGGAUUCACGAGGCAUGCCAGCGAAGAAGCCCGUUGCGGACUAUUUCCUGUAA
Molecule: messenger RNA, 1242 nt
Organism: Pseudomassariella vexata
Lineage: Eukaryota; Fungi; Ascomycota; Sordariomycetes; Amphisphaeriales; Pseudomassariaceae
Product: Metallo-dependent phosphatase-like protein
Exons: 4
Coding region: 1-1242 (413 amino acids)
Biological process (GO): peptidyl-serine dephosphorylation; double-strand break repair via homologous recombination
Cellular component (GO): nucleus; cytoplasm
Molecular function (GO): protein serine/threonine phosphatase activity
Source: RefSeq, a predicted model, not a curated record